CUCUCGGGUUCAAAUACCUCAUUCAUAUGACCCAUAAGUAUCUAGGCUAGCGAGUGAAAUUUUAGCUUAGUCAGAGAAAUUCAUCCAUACAAAUCUAUGAUUUUAUUAUUCUCUUUAUCCAAAUCUGUGCGUUUUAUCCUGCUUAACCACUUGAGUAAGUCACCCUCGCAACCCAUCCUUUAAGGAGCUAAUUCAAUCGUCCAAUCUCAUAUAAGAAGUAUCCUCCAUCUUCAAUUAAUACGAAAUUUCAAUACUUUUUCAUCAAAUUUCUCUAGGGAUAGUUUGGACGAGGGUUAUGUUUGAGGGAUUUUAAUACAAUCCCUCUCAAUAAGAUAUUUUAAUAAAAUCACUCGUUUGGAAAAGAUAUAAAAGAUGAGAGAUUUUAAUAAUUAGAUAUUUCAAAAACUCUUAAACGCAGGUUUUUUAAAUAGCUGAUGGCCAUCAGCUAUUCUGAAAUCUCUCGACUUAUUUUUUAUUUUCCAACCUUGACCCUUUCCUUCUUCCUUAGAUAUGCAACUUGCCAGCCCCAUUCAACACCAACCCGUCGUCGUCCGUCACCCCAGACCUGCUUCGAUCGACGCCGUCGCCCAAGAUGUCACCGAUUCCGUCAUCAUCCAUAACAAUAUUUCAUUCCAAAAAAACCCACCCCUUAAUUGCAGUUUGUGAACCCCAAAAGCCCAUUAGGCUUCCCCUGUCUGCUCUUCUCACAAAAACAAGCCGAUGAUGACGGCAAGAUUGCAGGUGGUCUGCUCGGGUUGUUAAGAUUUCGACGACACCUUCUUCUUCCCAAACCCAACGAAGAUUGGGCACUUUUUGGGCUGGCGAUUUUUGGCAAAUCAAGUUGAUUUCCAGUGACGCUCUCUUCUUUCCAAAGCCAGCGACGAAUGAUUGUUCUUUGGGAUGGGUUAUUUCCGGGUUCAAUCUCCGGAUUUCUUGACUACUUAUGAAGAGACGAAGAAGAACAUGAAGGCGACGUAUUUCCUGCGAUGACUGCAGGUCCACAAGGAGCACAAUUCUGGGUUCGUUUGCUAAAACAACGAAGAAGACGAAGAAGAUGGUGAAUAAAAGAGGGCAAAACAGAAAUUUGACUCUUCUCGUUAAAAUCCCCUAUCUCAUUCCAAACGAGUCAUUUGUUACAAAUCCUUAAUAUAAAUUCCCUGGAUUUUUAAACAAGGGAUUUUAAUCCAAAUCACUCACAAAUCUCUCGUAUUAAAAUUCUGCAUCCAAAUGACCCCCUAGUUUUUUCUUCUUCCAAUGAUUCAGUCCAUCUAAUACCUAUUUACCCAUUCAGGGGCAACAAACAUCAAAUCUCCCAUCGUGAUUUUCGUUUUCGUUUGUUUUGACCAGAAUGGCUAGUGACACAAUGAACUUUUGGUGGAUACCAAAAAUUGUACUAUCAUUGCCCAUUGUCUUCUUCUGUUCAUCAUCUUCCUAGUCAGCUACUCAUCCUCCUCCACUUUGAAUUCCUACCUUCUGGACAAAUACCAACAUGGGUCUUAUAUACUCUUAAACAGUGGAAUCCAUAGACAAAUUUCAUCUAUCAAUUGCCCUGGUCCUGGGAUGCAUUGCAUGUGGUUGUGUUUAAUAUAUAUCGGUCCACUAUCUCUCCAUAACCUGGCUAUAGACUUCUCGACCAGUGAAGGCGUUUUGGAAGAUUGCCAUUUGUAACCACGUUGGCAUAUCCUUUUCAACAAUGGAAAGUAAGAAUGGAAUCCGAAGUUCAUCAUCCACUCCUUAUAAUUAUGUUUCCAACUUCCAGAGAGUUGUUUGCUCUCGUCAAGUAAAGAGGAGGACAAUGGAGCACUUCUACAAUAUUAUAUAGUAUUGGUGCUUUAAUGUAUAACUUAAAGUUGUACCAUCACAUAAAGGUACAAGUUCAAGUUGUACCAUUUAAAAGAAUUUCUACAAAAAGUAUAAGUACAAUAUGAAAUUGUACCAUAACGUAAAUGUAUAAUUAAGUUGUAUCAUAAAGACAAAAUUCUAUAGCAUCAAUACUAUAUAGCAUUGUAAAAUUUCUCACAAACAAUAUACAUGAAAUCACUAUAAUUGCCAUAAUCAACAUGCCAUUAUGAUUCAAUGUCCACUAGGUAUGCACCGCGUUCGUUCUGAUCGGUUCAAUUUAUUAAAAGAAUGCGAUCCAGAUUGAGAUAACUUGCAGUGCAUUCUGAAGAGGCGUAUGUGGAGAAACACAUGCUCUGAAAAACUGUAUAUGGAGUUUGUUGAGAUGAGAUGAGGCUUGAACUCACAACUCUGAUUUUGCGAGUCAAAGUUUCAUAAGGAAGUCACAAUUUGUCGUGUAAAUAAGUUGUGCAUCUAAAAUACACUUUCAUAGUCAUAACUAUUCGCGUCAUGACAAUAAUAGACACUUUUUGAAAAAUACACAAAUAUAACCACUUUUUCAAACUUACUUGGCAAUUUUAGUCAUUUCCGUUAUAAACUUUAACGUCGACACUAACCUCUACCUGCCGCUGAGGUGGACUGACACCACCUGGAUGACACAUCAUAUUAUAAAAUAAUUUUUAACAACAAAUAAUUAAUUUUACUAAAAAAAUCAAAAGAAAAAUUUUUGGAAAGAAAGAAAUCGUUUUAAUUUUAUUUUAUUUCUCUCUCUCUCUCUCUCUCUCUCUCUCUCUCUAUUAUCUGCUGGCUUGCCCUUACACAACAACCGUUGACCUUCUCCGCCCACUGAAGAAGUCAUCGCUUCCUCCAGCCUUCCUCUCUCGAUCAUCGUCUUCCUCCGCCACCGCUCUUUUGCUCCGAUCAACUUCACCGACGAAAAACAUCCUUCAAUCAGUCUGAUAUCUUUCCACUACUUCUUCUUCACUAAGAUUCGUUCGAAUCUCCCGACGAUUAGCUUCUCGAUCUGGAAUUUUUAUCGCUCAAUUUUCUCCGAACCCUAAGUCUUCCUAACAACGACUAUGGAUGAGCGAUGGCUGUCAAUCUAUUUAUGGUACUCGCCUUGCACUCACCCAACCCUCAAUAUCUCUCUUCUUCAAUGUUAAGGAGAGGGGCUUCAGACAGAUCUGGAGAUCUCGUCGGAGAUGAGGAUUCUGGAGAUUCAAUGGACUAGGCGGCCAACAUAUAUAGGUAUCCUCUGCCACUGCCGUUGAAUCCAUCAUCGUUGGAUUCAGAUAUCACCCCAAUCGGCGUCUCCUCGUGCGAAGGAAGGUGAACAAGGUGAGAGGAGGUAGAUGUUCGAAAUUUGGUUGGUGGAGGAGCUUGCCGGAGAUGGAGGAGCGUGCAACAAAUUGGGGAUUUCUUCCCCUAAAUCAUCUGAAAUUAGGGUUCGCCGGGCUCGCGUCGCAAUUCUGGGUUGGACGAUUCCUAUGUACAAACUUCACCAAAGAUGGAGGAGCUGUACGGGGAGACGUCGUUCACUGGCUCGACGGAAGGGUGGGUCGGGGUGUGGUCUUCGAUCGAUUGACUUCGUCGAUCUGGAGUAAUGGGGGAGCUGUUUCACUGAGAGAAGAAGGAGAGAAGAGAAAGGGUAGAAUUCGUGUGAAAUGGUCAACAGGGUCGAUUAAUUGGUAAAGUUAGUUUUAGGGUUUAAACUUUUUUUUAAGUAAUGAAAUAAGAAACACUUUCCACCUGUCCUGCCACGUAGAUGAACCACGACCACAUUACAAACAUCCAUUAGUCCAGUCACCAGUCGUGAGAUUCCCGUUAAAGUUUUGGACGGAAUGACUAUACAAUUGUAUUUUUCAAAAUUUGGCUAUAUUUGUCACAACGCUAAUAAUUAUGGAUAUGAAAGUGUAUUUUGCCUUUAUUUUAUAUGAUAGGUUUAAUUCUCGAAUUCAUAAUUAUAUAUUAUAUGAAGAUAGAGAAGAAGAUUAAAUUAAAUUGUUGAGGUAUUUAGGGUAAUAAUGUUGGCAUAAAAGUAUCUAGGGUAUGACGUAUGAGUGCAUUCAUCCAUCAAACAACUUACUUUUUUCCCCAUUUGUCCAUUCACCUACACGUGGAGAAGAGGCAAAAACGCUAAACUGGACUUUCUCAACCAAUUAAUCCUUAUUUUGGUCAUAGAUAGAGGUAAAAAAUAGAUAGUCAAAGUACAACACACAACCAAACGCGACAAUCGAUAAAUAGUCGAAUUGUCAAUGAAGAGCAUGUUUAGUUACUAAAUUGGCAACCCUGUUAUACCUGUGCAGGGUAUAUGUACAAGAAAAAAAAUGCUAAAACUAUCACUCGAACUUCUUCCAGAAUUGCUCCACCUGCCCCAUGAGCCACCUCCAUCUCCAUCUCCAUCUCCAUUUCCAUCUCCAUCUCCAUCGCUCAUCGAGCCAAUGAUUGGCAGUCAACACAAAAAUUUACCACAAAAAAGUAAUGCAGUAAACACCAAUUAGUUGCAUCUCGAAACACUAAUAAUUCCAUCUUAAAUUAUAUAUCAAUGUUCCACGAUCUUCCAUCGAAAAAUCAAUGUUCCGCUCGCUAAACUGAAAUGACAAUAAAAUUUGAACAAAAUAAGAUCACAAAAAGCAUUUCCUUAUGAAAACAAACCAUAUUUCCACUAAAAAAUGUCUGGUUACGGUUUAAAACUUAAAAAAAAAAAUAUAUAUAAAUUAACCCUUUGAUUCAAGUAUUAUUUUAUAUUAAAACUUUAUUCUAGUCAUCUAAUUAAAUAAAUUAAUUUUAAGCUCUAUAAUUCUUUUUGGUAUACUUUAAAUGGCAAAAUUAGCUAGUAAGCUACAAUAUUUAAUUGAUCAAUAAAAAAUUAGAGGUCUAUCAAACCAAAAAACUCUCUCCUCUCAACGGAUGACCGCUUUUGCCAUAAUGUCAGCUACGCCAUUCGCUUCUCUAGGUAUAUGUCGUCAUAUACCAUUCCCCUGUCGAAGACUCCGCCAAAUGCUUCGACAUUUUUUACACCUAAAAUAAUCUAGACUAAAUUAAAUGCCGCAUGGAUGAGUCUCGACAUUUAAUUCGAUGCCGCAUGACAAAAAAUGGUGUCGUUUGGAGUCGAGCGGCAUCGCGGAGAGUUAAAACGACACCGCAAGGAAGCUCAACAACAACUCGGUACUUAAAACGAAAAACAAUGUCGGAUUCACUCGGCCUUUUGGUGUUGUUAUUGGAAAAGGAAUGUUUUUUGUUUAUUCCUUGUCGGAAGAGGAGGGAUACGACACCGCCUAGAAGCUCGACGGUACCGCGAUGUUGAGAAUUCGGUGAAAACAAUAUCGCGAGCCAAGGCUACGAAUUUAUUGCGGUUCGCGAUGCUGCUGUUGGAGUUGGAAAAGGGAGCGUUUUUAUUUUUUUUUCUUGUCGGAUGAGGGAUAAAACCAAUGUUGUCAGAACCAAACCGGAGCAUGACUCGAUAAUGCGAACGACUCGCACUUUAGUGGUCCAACUGGCAAUAGACCGUUUAAAAAUCG
Messenger RNA from Linum trigynum, 5360 nucleotides. NCBI's taxonomy places the organism in Eukaryota, Viridiplantae, Streptophyta, Magnoliopsida, Malpighiales, Linaceae. The record is from the annotation of a GenBank genome assembly.